CAGGAGGACAGGCGGGGCGGAUGGAGUUCCCGGACUUGGGCAUCCAGUGUGCGUUGAAGACAUGCAAGCAACUGGACUUUCUCCCCUUUGUCUGCCCUGGGUGUGACGAGGCCUUCUGUGUCAAGCAUGCUCAUCCGCGACAGCACGAGUGUCCGCAGACCAAUGACGUUCCGAACCGAGUUGCCGCCAUGUGUCCCAUCUGCUCAGCUGUCUUUCCUUUAGAUCGUGCCGGUGAUGCUGAUGAGGUCAUUGAUGGCCACAUUGAUCGUGGCUGUCCACCUGAUGAGGGCUUUCGCCCAAAGGUCAUCGCCUGUGCCAAGGACGGAUGCAAGAAGAAGUCGUCCGAUCCCGUCGUCUGUCCGCUCUGUCAUCGCGGCUUCUGCGUCAAGCACAGACUGGAGUUUGAUCACGAGUGCGAGCGGAACCAGGCCAUUCUCGCAUCUAUCCGUGCGUCGGUGAGCAAGCGCAAGCGCAGGUGUGUUGUUUCGUGACAAGCGCAGAGCCAUCGCUGGUUACUCGUCGCGGUGCGCUCGGAGAUCGCAGUCGGAGCCGCAGCCGCAGAUGAAGGCCAGAAAUGUGGUCCCGUGCACGACGUCAUGGCCGGCGUGGCAUCCGUCCGCGCACGAGUUGCACACCUUGCGUUUGCAGCUCUUGCACUCGGACCACAGCUGGAAGAACCGCGUCUUGCCCUUGGAGCCGGCCGUGCAAAGGCCGUGCGAGAGCCGGGUCUCGGGUGCCAGCGAUGCCGUUGACGAGCCGCCGGCCGAGAGCGUCCGUCCACGGACGCGGUCCUCUACCCGCGAGACCACGCCCGAGGUGCGAACAACAAGGUCUCGCGACGCCAACGACCGCACCCCGGAACGGUCGAUGCCCACAACACGGACCCGGAACUCGCAGCCCGACGCCAGGCGCCGCAGCGUGUGAUGCGUCUCGCUCACCACGUCCUCGCCCUCGAUGUCAGUGUUGGCAAGCGACCACUGCAGUGCGUACUGGCUCGCACCAGCAAGCGGAGCCCAGGUAAACGAGAGCGACGUUUU
Messenger RNA from Thecamonas trahens ATCC 50062, 1037 nucleotides. RefSeq lists its product as uncharacterized. Gene Ontology annotation, cellular component: cytoplasm. NCBI's taxonomy places the organism in Eukaryota, Apusomonadida, Apusomonadidae. The coding region runs from base 21 to 491 and encodes 156 amino acids. Gene Ontology annotation, molecular function: zinc ion binding. The record is from RefSeq and is a predicted model, not a curated record. The transcript has a single exon.